AUGAGUUCCCUGGCCAGUAAAAAGGCAUCGGUGCCUCACAAGUUACGUACAGCUGCAGAACCCCGGCAAAAUACCCUGUACAAUGUGCGAAUAUCACACAUCGAAGAGGUCAAUCCUACAGUACGCCUGCUUCACCUAGCCAUCCCUCCGCGGGUACAAGCUCUAGAGGAACAAAACCAGGAUGACGAAGAGCCCGACCAAUCUCAGCCAUUCACGUUUUCCCCCGGUCAAUGGCUAGAUGUCCACAUCCCGUCUAUUUCCGACGCCGGGGGCUUCAGCAUCACUUCAACACCAGCAGAUGCCGAAGCGCUCCCCUCUCUCCAGCCCACGACUGAGUCACUUGCCGUGGAAGACGAGGAAACAGGUCUUCCCCCCGUAGACCCAAGGGGUAGAGCGCCGUACGUGGAACUAGCGGUCCAAAAGGCCCUUUCCAAUCCCGCCAGCGCAUGGCUCUGGAAACCGAAAGAUGAAAUCCUUGGAAAGGAACUCUGCAUCCGAGUCGGAGGCAGCUUCGUAUGGCCACCUCCAUCAGGCAUAAAUUAUGAAAAGGUCAAGAACGUAGUCCUUAUCGCUGGGGGGGUCGGUAUAAACCCAUUAAUCUCCAUUCUCUCUCACCUGAAUAACAAUGCAGAUGAAACCCCAGCAUCACACCACCCCUUCAACAUCCACUUUCUCUACUCCACUAAACUCCCAUCGCAGGAAACUAUUGCAUCUUCCGAGUCCGUCUUAGAUCAAAUCCUCUUUCUUUCCCGUCUUCGUCAAAUCAUUCGCUCCCAGUCGCAGUCUCAUCGGCUGCGGAUAUCGCUGGGUCUCUUUGUUACUGGUCUACGAGAUUCUUCGUCUUCACCUCUACGUGAACAGCCUAGUGAUCUGACUAUCUAUGCACGAAGAAUUAACCAGGAUGACCUGCGCGCGGCACUCACUGGACCGAAUGGGGACAUUAAACCUGAGGAGACAGUCUGUUAUAUGUGUGGUCCGCCUGCGAUGACUGAUGAGUUUGUCCCUAGUCUUCGUGGGCUCAUGGGAGAUGGGGGCGAGCGUGUUUUCUUCGAGAAAUGGUGGUGA
Molecule: messenger RNA, 1065 nt
Organism: Aspergillus alliaceus
Lineage: Eukaryota; Fungi; Ascomycota; Eurotiomycetes; Eurotiales; Aspergillaceae
Product: FAD-dependent oxidoreductase
Exons: 3
Coding region: 1-1065 (354 amino acids)
Cellular component (GO): mitochondrion
Molecular function (GO): oxidoreductase activity
Source: RefSeq, a predicted model, not a curated record